Messenger RNA from Rhea pennata, 3567 nucleotides. RefSeq names its product glutamate metabotropic receptor 5 (gene GRM5). Gene Ontology annotation, molecular function: adenylate cyclase inhibiting G protein-coupled glutamate receptor activity; G protein-coupled receptor activity involved in regulation of postsynaptic membrane potential. Lineage: Eukaryota; Metazoa; Chordata; Aves; Rheiformes; Rheidae. Gene Ontology annotation, biological process: regulation of synaptic transmission, glutamatergic; trans-synaptic signaling by endocannabinoid, modulating synaptic transmission; G protein-coupled glutamate receptor signaling pathway. The record is from RefSeq and is a predicted model, not a curated record. The transcript has 9 exons. Gene Ontology annotation, cellular component: plasma membrane; postsynaptic density membrane. The coding region runs from base 1 to 3567 and encodes 1188 amino acids.
AUGGUCCUUUUGCUGUUCCUUGCAAUCCUGUUAUUGAAGGAAGAUGUCAGUGGGAACUUCAGGUUUCUGGUUUCUGCACAGUCCAAUGAAAGAAGGGUGGUUGCACACAUGCCUGGUGAUAUUAUCAUUGGAGCCCUAUUCUCUGUUCACCAUCAACCAACUGUUGACAAGGUUCAUGAGAGGAAAUGUGGAGAGGUAAGAGAGCAAUAUGGCAUUCAGAGAGUGGAGGCUAUGCUGCAUACCCUUGACAGAAUUAAUUUGGACCCCACACUGUUGCCAAAUAUAACGCUAGGAUGUGAAAUAAGGGACUCCUGCUGGCAUUCUGCCGUGGCUCUGGAGCAGAGCAUUGAGUUUAUAAGGGACUCUCUUAUUUCCUCAGAAGAGGAGGAAGGGUUGGUGCGAUGUGUGGAUGGAUCUUCAUCAUCUUUCCGUUCCAAGAAACCCAUUGUUGGUGUCAUUGGACCUGGCUCUAGCUCAGUUGCUAUCCAGGUCCAGAACUUGCUGCAGCUUUUCAAUAUACCUCAGAUUGCUUAUUCUGCCACAAGCAUGGACCUAAGCGACAAAACCCUGUUCAAGUAUUUUAUGAGAGUUGUGCCAUCUGAUGCACAGCAAGCACGAGCCAUGGUGGACAUUGUCAAACGCUAUAAUUGGACCUAUGUUUCUGCUGUACAUACUGAAGGAAACUAUGGUGAAAGCGGAAUGGAAGCUUUCAAAGACAUGUCAGCCAAGGAAGGGAUCUGCAUUGCACACUCCUACAAGAUCUACAGCAAUGCUGGGGAACAGAGCUUUGACAAGCUGCUGCGAAAGCUACGGAGCCAUCUGCCCAAGGCAAGAGUGGUCGCCUGCUUCUGCGAAGGCAUGACUGUGAGGGGGCUGUUAAUGGCUAUGAGGCGCCUGGGACUUGCUGGAGAAUUUUUGCUACUAGGCAGUGAUGGCUGGGCAGACCGGUAUGAUGUGACAGACGGGUAUCAGCGUGAAGCUGUCGGUGGAAUAACGAUCAAGCUCCAGUCUCCUGACGUGAAAUGGUUUGAUGAUUAUUACCUACAGCUUCGGCCAGAAACCAAUCACCGAAAUCCGUGGUUUCAGGAAUUUUGGCAGCACAGAUUCCAGUGCCGAUUGGAAGGGUUUCCUCAGGAGAAUCCUAAAUACAACAAGACUUGUACGAGCCAGAUGACCCUGCGGACGCAGCACGUGCAGGACUCCAAAAUGGGCUUCGUAAUCAACGCGAUCUAUUCCAUGGCGUACGGCCUCCACAACAUGCAGAUGUCGCUGUGCCCGGGCUACGUGGGCCUGUGCGACGCCAUGAAGCCCAUAGAUGGCCGCAAGCUCCUGGAAUCUCUCAUGAAGACGAAUUUUACCGGCGUCUCUGGGGACAUGAUCUUGUUUGACGAGAACGGCGACUCGCCAGGAAGGUAUGAAAUCAUGAAUUUUAAGAAAAUGGGAAAGGACUACUUUGACUAUAUCAACGUUGGCAGCUGGGACAAUGGUGAACUGAAAAUGGAUGAUGAUGAAAUAUGGUCAGAGAAAAAUAAUAUCAUCAGAUCAGUCUGCAGUGAGCCAUGUGAAAAAGGCCAGAUAAAGGUGAUCCGCAAAGGAGAAGUCAGUUGUUGUUGGACUUGUACUCCUUGUAAAGAGAAUGAAUAUGUCUCUGAUGAAUACACAUGCAAGGCCUGCCAGCUCGGCUCCUGGCCCAAUGAUGACCUUACAGGUUGUGACCUCAUCCCGGUCCAGUAUCUCAGAUGGGGCGAUCCUGAGCCCAUCGCAGCAGUUGUUUUUGCGUGCCUGGGUCUGCUGGCCACCUUGUUUGUUACGGCUAUAUUCAUAAUGUACCGUGAUACUCCAGUGGUCAAGUCAUCCAGCCGAGAACUCUGCUACAUCAUUCUAGCUGGCAUCUGCUUGGGUUACUUGUGCACUUUCUGUCUCAUUGCAAAACCUCAACAGAUUUACUGUUAUCUUCAACGAAUUGGCAUUGGUCUCUCCCCAGCUAUGAGUUACUCUGCUCUAGUAACUAAAACCAACCGCAUUGCAAGAAUCUUGGCUGGCAGCAAGAAGAAAAUUUGUACAAAGAAACCUAGGUUCAUGAGUGCCUGUGCCCAACUGGUUAUUGCAUUUAUCUUGAUAUGUAUCCAAUUAGGCAUAAUUGUUGCUCUCUUUAUAAUGGAGCCACCAGAUAUAAUGCAUGAUUACCCAAGCAUCCGAGAGGUCUACCUGAUUUGUAACACCACCAACCUGGGUGUUGUAACUCCCCUUGGAUAUAAUGGAUUAUUAAUUCUGAGUUGCACCUUUUAUGCAUUUAAGACAAGAAAUGUCCCAGCUAAUUUCAAUGAAGCAAAAUAUAUUGCCUUUACAAUGUAUACCACCUGCAUCAUUUGGCUAGCUUUUGUGCCAAUAUAUUUUGGAAGCAACUACAAGAUAAUCACCAUGUGUUUCUCAGUGAGCCUGAGUGCCACGGUGGCCCUUGGCUGUAUGUUUGUGCCCAAGGUCUAUAUCAUCCUUGCUAAGCCGGAAAGGAAUGUACGGAGUGCAUUCACCACAUCAACUGUGGUCCGCAUGCAUGUAGGAGAUGGGAAGUCAUCUUCAGCUGCAAGCCGCUCAAGUAGCCUGGUGAACCUGUGGAAAAGAAGGGGAUCAUCUGGUGAAACCCUUAGGUACAAAGGCAGGAGACUGGCCCAGCACAAGUCGGAAAUAGAGUGUUUCACCCCAAAAGGGAGUAUGGGGAAUGGUGGGAGAGCUACAAUGACCAGCUCUAAUGGGAAAUCAGUUUCCUGGGCCCAGAAUGAGAAGAGCAGCAGAGGAGCACACCUUUGGCAGCGGCUGUCAAUCCACAUCAACAAAAAAGAGAACCCCAAUCAGACUGCAGUGAUCAAGCCUUUUUCUAAAAGCACAGAUAGUAGCCGACACAGUAGCAGUGCUACAAUUCCUGAGACCAGUGCCAAAACGCUUUACGAUGUUUCAGAAGCAGAAGAGCAAUACCCAGCUCAGUAUCGACCGCAGACUCCCUCACCUAUCAGCACCGUGAGUAACCGAACUGCCUCCGUCAGCCGAACAGAAGAUGAUGUCCCUACCUUCCAGACAGAGCAUGCCCAGCGCAGUAGCUCCUCUCAAGGCUCUCUCAUGGAGCAGAUCAGUAGCGUGGUUACUCGCUUUACAGCCAACAUCAGUGAGCUGAACUCAAUGAUGCUUUCAACAACCACUCCAGGGACAAUGGCAGCCACUCCUCUCGGCUCUUCGUACCUGAUCCCGAGGGAAAUCCAGCUCCCUACGACAAUGACCACAUUUGCAGAGAUCCAACCACUUCCUGCCAUUGAAGUCAAUGGCGCUUCGCAGUCAGCGAGGAAACCUUCAAGUGACAGUGUCAAAGAAGGCACUUCAGAGACCCCCACAGCAAAGCAAGACCUUGAGGAGUUGGUAGCUUUAACUCCUCCUUCUCCUUUUAGAGACUCUAUUGAUUCUGGAAGUGCAUCUCCCAGCUCUCCAGUUUCUGAAUCAGCUCUCUGUAUCCCGUCCUCCCCAAAGUAUGACACACUCCUCAUCAGAGAUUAUACUCAAAGUUCUUCUUCGCUGUGA